GCAUCAGGGCCAAUAAUGCCGCAACGCGUCUCCCCCCUGUCUGUCUCUUUCAUCCCCCCUCUCUCUCGCUGUCGUCGUCGUCCCUUCCAUCCCCGCCACCACCUCCUCCUCCUCCUCCUCUUCCUCCUUCCAAGAUCUCCUACACCGCUUUGUCUCUUCUUCUCCCUCCCCGCAAACUCCCCUUGACCCCUUCCAAUUCGAUCCCGUUUGGCGCUGCUGGUUUGGCCGGGUAUCUUGGCUGCUUCCAUCGGAUUUGGAUAAAACAAAUACCGGAACGGAAAGUGGGACGCUGCUAUCCUCCCUCCCAUUGCCGCUCCUGCUCUGAAUCGUGUCCAGUUCCACGCAUUUGUUCCGGGCGGGUCGGAGUUCGUUGGCGCCGUGCGGAUCCGUUACGGGAGGUCGUCGGCGUGCGUUCCUGUCCGUCCUUGUUCUUCUUGGCAUGAGCGUUGGGGAAGAUGGGGCUGGAUUACUACAGCGUGCUCAAGGUCAACCGGAGCGCCACGGAGGACGACCUCAAGAAGUCGUACCGCCGGCUGGCCAUGAAGUGGCACCCCGACAAGAACCCCGGCGACAACAAGGCAGAGGCCGAGGCCAAGUUCAAGAAGAUCUCCGAGGCCUACGAGGUUCUGAGUGAUCCGCAGAAGAGGACAAUAUAUGAUCAAUAUGGGGAGGAGGGCCUGAAGGCCUCCGCGGACGCCGGUAGCUCGUCGUCAUCUAUGAAUGGCUCCACCAACCACCGCUUCAAUCCUCGGAAUGCCGAGGACGUCUUUGCUGAGUUCUUCGGCAGCAGCAAGCCUUUUGAGGGGAUGGGGCGCGCCAAGUCGAUGAGGUUCCAGACAGAAGGCGCCGGCACCUUUGGUGGGUUCGGUGGUGGCACCGAGAGCAAAUUCAGAUCAUACAAUGAUCCUGUCGGCGCCAGCUCUAGCCAGCCCCGGAAGCCACCGCCCGUGGAGACGAAGCUUACAUGCACGCUUCCAGAGCUAUACUCUGGUUCGACACGCAAGAUGAAGAUAUCCAGGAACAUUGUCAGGUCUAAUGGGCAACUAGGCACUGAAUCGGAGAUUCUGACAAUCGAUAUAAAACCCGGAUGGAAGAAAGGGACCAAGAUCACAUUUCCGGACAAGGGCAAUGAGCAGCCGAACCAGCUCGCCGCCGAUCUCGUCUUUGUCAUCGACGAGAAGCCUCAUGAUGAGUACACGAGGGAAGGCAACGACCUGCUGAUAUACCAGAAGAUCGACCUGGUGGAUGCAUUGGCAGGAACCACAGUGAAUCUGAAGACCCUCGACGGGCGUGACCUGGUGAUCAAGCUGACAGACGUGGUAACACCGGGAUAUGAGCUUGCAAUCGCCAAGGAGGGGAUGCCUAUUGUGAAAGAAAAUGGGAGGAGAGGCAAUUUGAGAAUCAGGUUCGAUGUUGAUUUCCCGAAGAGACUGUCAUCGGAGCAGCGGCAGAAUAUUAGGAAGGUUCUUGGAGGGGGAGGGCAGCCUCAGCAGUAAUGAUGACGUUCCGGAAGCAAAUUCAGCUCUCCCAUAGUUGUCCAUGAAAUGCAGACUAAUUCAGAUGUUCUUCUUUGGUUGGCUUGUAUGUCUAGUUACUUUUGGUUUGCGGGUACUUAUUCCUGAUCUGCUCCUUUGUUGAAGAAAUCGCGAUAGUAAUUGUUGACUACUCCAUACAGAUUACGGUGUAAUGUUAAUUUGUUCACUUAUUGAGUCACAUAUUUCAAUAGUCCUUGAAAA
Triticum dicoccoides is the source of this 1736-nucleotide messenger RNA. Its product is annotated as dnaJ homolog subfamily B member 4-like. The record is from RefSeq and is a predicted model, not a curated record. Gene Ontology annotation, cellular component: cytosol. Gene Ontology annotation, molecular function: protein-folding chaperone binding. The transcript is spliced from 3 exons. Lineage: Eukaryota; Viridiplantae; Streptophyta; Magnoliopsida; Poales; Poaceae. The coding region runs from base 456 to 1496 and encodes 346 amino acids.